Molecule: messenger RNA, 1206 nt
Organism: Podospora anserina S mat+
Lineage: Eukaryota; Fungi; Ascomycota; Sordariomycetes; Sordariales; Podosporaceae
Exons: 2
Coding region: 1-1206 (401 amino acids)
Source: RefSeq, a predicted model, not a curated record
AUGGAGACCCAGACGCGACCUCGCUCGCGCCCAGAUUUGUCUCCUGUCUAUGUCGACCACCGUGAACACCAGGAGUACUGCAAAGGCCCAACAUUCACGACCCGUACCGGUGCCCUUUUCUCUACUGCCGCCUUGAGAUCAGACCCCCCUCCCAGCGCCAUGCUACCAGCUUCUGGCAAUGAUACAGCGAUGAGGCUACACGAGCGAGCCAUGAUAGAUAGCCUAGAUCACCGAGGAAGGCACCUCGAGCCUCAGUGCUCCCCUGGCACCGCCCGCUCUCUGUCGCCUAUAGUCGAGCACGGGCUAAACUCUCGACAAGCGUCCAUGGCAAGCUUGCCUUUGCCCCGAGUGCCAGCUCCUUCCCCGCAGUCACCUUCUUUUCACCAUUACCCCAGAAGGCCAACCCUCGCCUCCGAGACGCGAUCAAUACUGCUGUCAGGAAUAGGAGAUCAAGGCUCAAGGCAUCCCGAUGGAUUGCCGCGAAUCACCAGCAGCAGCUUUGAUGACCGUCGUCAGUCUUUGCCGUCAUCAUUUGUUACACCGGCUCCACGAAGGAACAGUCACCAGCUGCGGCAGGAGCUCCAAGCUUGGGGCCAUGUCUUUCUGGGCAACGGAUCAGAGGCACAAUGCUUCGUUUCGGCUGUUCCCCUCAGGAGAUCCAGCGGCAAUUCAUCGGCAGACGACGAAGAUACAGUAAUGAAGGACGAAACAACGCCAGUCACACCGGAACCACCCAACCAGCUCACAGUUCGUGUUCGAGUUAGACCAUGCGCACUGGACCGAAAACCUUUCCUGUUGACACGGACGUUUGACAUGGAUAUGCUCAGGGCUACCGUCCCGGAACCAAGUCCCGUGCUGGAGGGGCCUAGAAGAAUAUCGGCCGACGCAAGGGGCCGGAACUUGUUUCCGACUGGCCGUCGUCGAUCAUCUGUUAUCUCGACAGGAGAGGCAAGCCCAGGGCGUGAAAAUAUAUUACAAAUUCGAAGUGGAAACACCGUUCCCAUCCACAAGCCAUAUGCCUGUGCGUUCUUUCCCGUCUUGGCCGCGCUUCUGUAUUCAAAGCACAUCCAGCCGCGCGACAUCGUCGAUCUCCCGCUGCCUCACCCCGAAGUCUGGGGUCGAACGGUGGCACAUGUAUAUACAGGCCAAGGGGAGCUAACAGAGGCCAUCAGCCAGAACAUCUUGUACCUGUGUGGUAGGGUUUGA